UGCUCUUGUUUCUCUGGGGAGCCGGAAUGAUUUCCUCCCGGUGUUUCUCCCUCUAGGCUGAAGACCCGCCAUGCCCAGCGACCCGUGAGGAAGAGGAGGAGGUGGUCCGUGUGCUGACUCUGCCUCUGCAGGCUCACCACGCAAUGGAGAAGAUGGAAGAGUUCGUGUAUAAGGUGUGGGAAGGGCGCUGGCGUGUGAUCCCCUACGACGUGCUGCCCGACUGGCUGAAGGAUAACGAUUACCUCCUGCAUGGACACAGACCUCCGAUGCCGUCCUUCCGAGCCUGCUUCAAGAGCAUCUUCCGAAUACACACCGAGACGGGCAACAUCUGGACGCACUUGCUAGGUUUCGUGUUGUUCCUCUGCUUGGGGAUCCUGACCAUGUUGCGGCCCAACAUGUAUUUCAUGGCUCCUCUCCAGGAGAAGGUGGUGUUUGGGAUGUUCUUUCUCGGAGCAGUGCUGUGCCUCAGCUUCUCCUGGCUUUUCCACACUGUCUACUGUCAUUCGGAGAAGGUCUCACGGACUUUUUCAAAGCUGGAUUAUUCAGGAAUUGCACUGCUGAUCAUGGGGAGCUUCGUCCCGUGGCUCUAUUACUCGUUCUACUGCUCCCCGCAGCCAAGACUCAUCUACCUCUCUAUCGUCUGUGUCCUGGGCAUCUCUGCGAUCAUCGUUGCUCAGUGGGACCGUUUUGCGACCCCCAAGCACAGGCAGACAAGAGCAGGCGUCUUUCUGGGAUUGGGGCUGAGUGGCGUCGUGCCGACGAUGCACUUCACCAUUGCUGAAGGGUUUGUGAAAGCCACCACCGUUGGCCAGAUGGGCUGGUUCUUCCUCAUGGCCGUGAUGUACAUCACGGGAGCAGGGCUUUACGCCGCCCGCAUACCCGAGCGCUUCUUCCCGGGCAAGUUUGACAUCUGGUUCCAGUCGCAUCAGAUCUUCCACGUCCUUGUGGUAGCUGCAGCCUUUGUCCACUUCUAUGGCGUCUCGAACUUGCAGGAAUUUCGUUACGGACUCGAAGGGGGGUGCACAGAUGACUCUCUCCUCUGAGAACACCUGGUGAUUUUAGUACAAGCUUCCUAAGUGCUUUUUAAACUCUGUCUUUGCUAAAAAAAAAAAAAA
Molecule: messenger RNA, 1115 nt
Organism: Struthio camelus australis
Lineage: Eukaryota; Metazoa; Chordata; Aves; Struthioniformes; Struthionidae
Source: RefSeq, a predicted model, not a curated record